Molecule: messenger RNA, 1191 nt
Organism: Rhineura floridana
Lineage: Eukaryota; Metazoa; Chordata; Lepidosauria; Squamata; Rhineuridae
Product: P2X purinoceptor 2-like
Exons: 12
Coding region: 1-1188 (395 amino acids)
Biological process (GO): monoatomic cation transmembrane transport; response to ATP
Cellular component (GO): nuclear inner membrane; plasma membrane
Molecular function (GO): extracellularly ATP-gated monoatomic cation channel activity; purinergic nucleotide receptor activity; ATP binding
Source: RefSeq, a predicted model, not a curated record
AUGGGCUGCUGGGACUAUUUGUGGGAGUUCUGGAACUACGAGACCUCCAAGGUGAUCGUGGUGAAGAACAGGCACCUCGGGGUCAUCUACAGACUGGUCCAGCUUCUGAUCCUGGUCUAUUUCAUUUGGUACGUGUUCAUCAUUCAGAAGGGCUACCAAGAGAGAGAGUCUGGCCCAGAGAGCUCCGUCAUCACCAAGGUGAAGGGCGUCACUCGCUCACAGAACAAGGUGUGGGAUGUGGAGGAAUAUGUGAAGCCACCAGAGGGGGGUAGCGUCUUCAGUAUCAUCACCCAUGUCCAAGUCACCCCCUCGCAGACUCAGAAGGAGUGCCCAGAGAACAUGAGGGCUCUGUGCCACUCUGACAGCGACUGUGCCACAGGUGAAAUGGACAUGCUGGGCAAUGGAGAGAAGACAGGGCAUUGCAUCCCCUAUAACCGCAGCAAGAAAACCUGCGAGAUUAAGGCCUGGUGUCCGGUGGAGGACAGAGCAUCUGUCAGUGAGAAUUUAGCAGUGAUGGCGGCAGAGUUCACCGUUCUGAUCAAGAACAACAUCCACUUCCCUCGCUUCCGCUUUUCCAAAGGGAAUGUCAAGGAUGGCCAAGAUGGCUACCUGAGGAACUGCACCUUCAACGAGACCACAGACCUCUACUGCCCCAUCUUCAAGCUAGGUUUCAUUGUGGAGCAAGCUGGCGAGAACUUCUCCGACCUGGCCGAAAAGGGUGGCGUGAUUGGAGUGAUCAUUAACUGGAAUUGCAACUUGGACCUGCUGGAUUCUGAGUGCAACCCUCGUUAUUCCUUCCGCAGGCUUGAUCCCAAGUGGGCCCAGGCAUCCUCUGGAUACAAUUACAGGUUUGCCAAGUACUACAAGUGCCGGGAGCAGAGCACACGCACUUUGAUCAAGGCUUACGGCAUCCGCAUCGAUGUGAUUGUGCAUGGGCAGGCAGGGAAGUUCAGCCUCAUCCCCACCAUCAUUAACCUGGCCACGGCACUGACGUCGGUGGGAGUGGGUUCCUUCCUUUGUGACUGGAUCUUGUUGACCUUCAUGAACAAGGAUGGCGUGUACAGCACCCGGAAAUUUGACCAGAUGCCCAGGUGCCCAGAGGAGACUCUGACAACGGAAUGCAGCCUGACCGGUUCCUGCACCCAGGCCUUCUCACCUGCAGACUCCAAACCUCCCGUCCAUCUUUGAGGA